AACCAAUCACAGGAGCGGCUUCUGCGCCGCUUUAAAGUUUACUUCACAGACUGGAGAAGACCAUGGCAAAGAAACUGGUGAUCAUCGACACAGACUGCGGCAUAGAUGACGCCCAGGCCAUCAUGAUGGCGCUGGCAGCACCUAACAUUCAGAUCCUGGGCGUCACCUGCGUGUUUGGGAACGCAGCAGUUGAGAACGUGUGUCAGAACGUUUUGAGGGUUCUCUCCGUCUGUGAGCGAGAGGGGAUCCCAGUGUUUCGAGGUUGUGGUGGUCCUCUGGUCGGAGACAGUAACUCGAGUAGUGACCACUUUGGAGGUGAUGGACUCGGAGAUGUGAUCGCAGACAAAGAUCCACAGUGGGAGGAGAAAAUCCAGAGGGAGCAUGCGGUCAAUGCAAUGAUUAGACUGGUGUCUGAAAACCAGAGCCAGGUCUCCCUGGUGGCCCUCGGCCCGCUCACUAAUCUGGCUCUGGCCGUCAGAUUGGAUCCAAGUUUUCCUCAAAAGCUCAAACAUCUGUUCAUCAUGGGUGGAAACAUGGAAGGAAAAGGGAAUUUGACGCUAUGUGCAGAGUUUAACUUUGCAUUGGACCCGGAGUCUGCCCACAUUGUCCUUGAAGACUUUCUGUGCCCUACACACAUUGCAUCAUGGGAAUACUCGUGCAGACACGCACUGACAUGGGAGUUCUUUGAAGAGCUGAUGGAACAGGACGCACCUGCUGCACGCUUUAUGAAGACCAUAACAUCUAAAUGCUGGGCCUACUCCAAAGAGGCUAUGAAGACAAAGAGGGACGUGUACUUCAGACCUGGCUUCGUCUCUUAUGACGCCUAUGCAAUGGCGGCCUGCAUCGACGGCAGCGUGGUGACGGAGAGCAUCGAGUGUCCUGUCCGUGUGGAGCUGCAGGGGUCAAUGUGUCGCGGCAUGAUGGCUCUGGAUCGCACUAAUAAGCUGAAGAAGAGUCACAGUGUGUUUGUUAUGUCUAAAUGUGACGUGGCCAAGUUUAGUCAGCUACUAAUGGAGUCUCUAAGACAACCGUGUAAUAAAUAAUCUUUGGUGUAAUUCGAGGAAAAUAGAUAUCUGGCUCAUACAGGCGUGAGAAAUAACUUAACUUAAAUAAUUUAGACCGAAUGGUUUCAUGAGUAUGACCAUGAUGUGAAUCAGAUGCUGUGACCUUCAGUUAGAAAUGAAGAAGACGUUAGACAGCGCUCUCCACCACCAUCAUUCACGCAACUCUUUCUCUAAUUUGUCACCGAUGUGUAAGUGUGUAGAUGCAAAUGGAAUGAAAUCACAAAAAACAAGA
Messenger RNA from Seriola aureovittata, 1296 nucleotides. RefSeq lists its product as uncharacterized. The record is from RefSeq and is a predicted model, not a curated record. Lineage: Eukaryota; Metazoa; Chordata; Actinopteri; Carangiformes; Carangidae. The transcript is spliced from 6 exons. Gene Ontology annotation, molecular function: hydrolase activity, hydrolyzing N-glycosyl compounds. The coding region runs from base 63 to 1043 and encodes 326 amino acids.